Geodia barretti is the source of this 627-nucleotide messenger RNA. NCBI's taxonomy places the organism in Eukaryota, Metazoa, Porifera, Demospongiae, Tetractinellida, Geodiidae. The record is from the annotation of a GenBank genome assembly.
AUGGUGCAGCAUGUUUAUGAAAGUGCAUGUCGCGCGAAAACAUUGGAUGAAGUUAUUGUCGCUACGGAUGACCAACGGAUUUAUGAUGCCGUAAUACGCUUCGGUGGAAAUGUUCAGAUGACCGGUCCAUGUGCAACAGGGACUGAACGAGUCGCCGUCGUCGCAGAGCGUUUGACAUGCGAUGUUGUUGCCAAUAUCCAAGGGGACGAACCGUUGCUUGAACCUGCACAGAUAGACAUGAUGCUGCAACCCUUUAUUGACAGACCGGAGGUACAAGUUUGCACGUUAAAACAGCGGGUUGAAACUGCUGUAGAUUAUCGAGAUGUUAACGUCGUUAAAGUCGUUACAGAUCUUCAGGGCGAUGCGUUGUAUUUCUCGCGUGCUUCUUUGCCUGGAAAGAAGUUCCCAGUGUAUCGGCAUGUCGGGUUGUACGCUUACCGUCGAGAGCAGCUUCUCGCGUUCACGAGAUGGAGCAGUACGCCUUACGAACUCGCGGAGGGGUUAGAACAAUUGCGCUUUUUAGAAUAUGGUGUCCCUAUUCAUGUCGUUGAGACUGAUACGCCACUUAUUGGGGUUGAUGUUCCUGCCGACUUGGAGCGGGUGAAACAGAUCUUGCAGUCUUCAUAA